AUGGACUUGAGCGGUGGUGGCGGCGGAGGGGGAGCGCAAGCAGGGUCUGAACUACGCGACAUCGAGACCGAGCAUAUCGGCUUCAGGACAGCUUCUAGCGAGGACCGAGUCCAACUACUGCCUUCAGCAUGGCCGGCCGACAACCUUCCACCCACUACCUCUUCCCUACUGAGCGUCGCCCCGCGAAAAGGACUCAUUGCGGCUGCCGGACCUGAAGCUGUUGUUGUCGCUACUACGGACAGUCUGCGGCACACCUUUCUACAUGAGGCGGCCUCACAGGGAGUGAAGUCGUUCACCCCGCAAGCGACGAUACAGUUACAGAGGGCAUCGCAGGUGUCGUUCUCUAGCGAUGAGAGCUGUCUGGUGGUUGCGGCGGAGCAGGGAGGAGGGUUGGCUGUGUACGACACGAAUGCUUUGGCGAAUGGAAACACCACCACGGCCUUUGAAUUGGCCACGGAGGGCGAGAGCGUGAGGCAGCUGGUACCAAACCCCAAUCCAGCAUCAGAUUUGAGCGGAUUUUUUGGAGUCGUGACGACGAACGGCAAGCUGUUGCUGGCAGAUCUGAAGGAGAGAAAAUUGGUGGCAGCAUCGAACGGCAGCAGCAUUCUCCACGACAAUGUCUCGUGCGCCUGCUGGUCGCGCUUGGGAAAGCAGAUUAUUGCAGGUCUUGCAGACGGGACAGCUGCGCAGAUCGACCGGCAGGGCGCGAUCAAGGCACGGAUACCUCAGCCGCCGCAGCUGGAAACGCUAAAGGAUCCGUCUUCGACCGCCUUGCCGAUAACUUCGAUCUUCUGGCUAGAAACGGACGACUUCCUCAUCAUCCACACUCCAAUCAACCCUCCCGAUGCUGGCGCCAACGACGACUCGCUGUACCAUCUCGCCCACCGCAACAAGCAAAACCAGUCAUGGACCUUCAGCACACUCACCGACCCUUGCUUCUCCUACCUGGACCGUAAGCCAGCACAUCACUUCAUACAGCGGUUGAGGGAAUGGGGCAAUCUGACGGAGCUACUGGUCGUGUCGAAUACUGCCAGCUCCGACAUUGGCAUGUUCACACGUAGUAAGGUGCCACUUAAUCCCGACGACCCCUUGACCGACACCUGGGCCGAGACGAAGGCCUCCGACCAGCGACGCGCCGCAAUGCCCAUGAUCAAUAACGCCGACACCACUCCCAUUGGUAUGGCCAUCGAUCUGAGCGCCAAGGAGAAAAUCACUCAACCAAUCCCGAACGAUGACAUGAUCGAUGAAUCUCCUGUGCCGCUUCCCGCGCUCUACGUGCUCAACAACGAAGGCCAGUUGAGCAUGUGGUGGAUCAUCUACAACGAGGCGGUGCGGCAGAGCAUUACCUACCCGGACAUGAUCGUUGCUGGUGGGCCGCGAUCACUCGGUGAGCAGAAGCCGCAGCAGCCGCAGGCUCAAUCAGCGGCGUCUAGCAUGCCACCUCCUUCUACAACAUCGCCGUUCGGUGGUACGUUUGGUGCUACCUCCAAAACACCUUCGCAGCCACCGGCGUUCGGACAGACUUCAUCGACACCCUCACAGACAUCUACGUUCGGUCAACCAACAUCCACGCCUUCGCAGACAUCUGCGUUCGGCCGACCAUCAUCCGCAUCUUCGCAGACGCCCGCUUUCGGUCAACCUUCUUCAAUGACUCCAGCUCAGAAACCCGCCUUUGGGCAGUCCUCGUUCGGCACACCUAGCACACCAGCUUUCGGUGGGACUUCUACAAUGGGCAACCGUCAGUCACCAUGGGCAGGAGCCAGCUCGAUCGCCACUGGAGCUGCUGGAGGCUCUGCCUUCGGAAAGCCAGCUUUCGGCCAGACAAGCAGCUUUGGACAGCCAAGCGGGGCUGGAGGAAGCAAGACUUCUGUUUGGGGCACACCGCAAUCAUCAACACCUCAGCAAACACCCUCGGCCAGCGGCGGUGGCGUGUUCGGCGGAAAUGCUUCCAACCAAAGCCCGUUCCUGAACCUUGGUGGAAAGCCUGCAUCGUCGUCGUCUGGAUUUGCAGCAUUUGGCGGAGGCAACAACACAGCGUCGCCGUUCGCUUCUGCGGCCAGACCCAGCCUAUCGGCGGAGCCAUCGGGAUCUACCGUCUCCUUUGGCAACAAUACCAGCUUCGGCUCAAGCAGCACGAACUUUGGUGUGCAGAGCCAGCCAUCUUACUUUGGCUCGCCAACGCCAAGUGCGGCCAGCGGUACGUUCGGCAAGCCUUCCGUGCCCGCCAGCAGGGAGGAGAGCAUGGGCGAUGACCACACAUCAGCCACCGCAUCCACGGCUAAGCCACCCACUCAGAACGAGAACAAGAGUCCGUUCGGGCUCGGGUCUGGCGGCUUCAAGCUGGGCAGCACUUUCAAAGGCGACGGAAGCGCGAAGGACGACCUUCCCAAACCAAGCAAUCCUGGUGCAGGCUUGUUUGGCAGCAACUUUGGGAAUGCUCUUGGUGAAGCCAGCAAGACAUCCUCAAACUCUGAAGGCACGGGUGGGCUGUUUGGUAGGUCGACCCCAGCUCAGCCCGCGAUCAAAAAAGAACCCGGUACGGAGGAAGAGCCUAAGCUGAGCGAGAUCCCGGCUGUGGCGCCGAAGCAAGAAGAGAAGAAGGCUUCCCCUCCGCCGUCAGAUGAUGCGCCUCUACCGCCCGAUCCUACUACAUGGAAGCCCAAGCCUGGUGCACAGCCAGCUCCGGUUCCACCUGGAUUCGAAGGACUCAUGGGCAAAUCCAAAACGAAGGAAGAGCAACCAAGCGAGGCUGAUCCCAUCAAGCCCGAAGACCAGGGUCCUGAUGAGUCGUUGGCAGGCUCGCCACCGAUCGAUCUGGGGAAGGAGACGUUCUCUGAGGGUGUGAAGUCGGACGCUGAGCCGGAAGGGCCGCCGGAUGAUGGUGACUGGAGCGACGAAGAGGAUGAGGGUGAUGAAGAGGAUGGCGAAGGCGAGGAAGGGAGCGAAGACGAGGAGGAUGAAGGUGAUGAAGAGGACGAGGAGAGUGGUGGUGAAGAGGGGGCGCGGAAGGUUGAUGACCAGGCUGGCUUGUCCGCCUUCCAAGCUCGAAUCACGCCAGCCAGUCCCAAGAGGAAAGAUGCUCAGCCUACUGACUCGACUACGCCUGCUACGGAGAAGAAGGUAUCUUACACCCCUGCUACCGAGCGGAAGGAGUCCUACACGCCUGCUGGGAUGCCUCAAGCGCCGAUCAUGUUUGCGCCGCCGCAGAGGAAAGGGCCAGAGUCGCCCAGGAGCCCGAGCCCUCAGCGUUCGACUACCAGUCCGCUGAGGCCCAUGCCCAGCUUUGGCUCUCAGCAGCAGAGCAGGCCACCGCCACAGCCAGCCGGCAGUCGGCAAUCAUCCUCCUCUCAAAUGUUCCGGCCUUCACAGUCUCGUACGACAUCCCAAGCGUCCGCGCAACCAUCUCAGCGCAUUGCUGUACCUGCCGCUCAACUUGCGCAGAGCCAACAGAGGCCAACUUCGUCCCCAAAGCCCGCGGAGCCGGAGCCUGGUGAACUUGAAGAUGAGGAAGCGGAUCGCAUAAAAGCUAUUCUUGCUGCACCGCUCGAACCUACGCAAGACGUUCCAGCGUUCCUAGCUCAUCAAGACUACGUCGCUAGUGCAGACGACAAGACAGGGUUGUUAGGACAGAUGGAGCGGGUGUACAGAGACAUCAACUCCAUGAUCGAUACGCUCGGUCUGAACGCGAGAAGCAUGAAGGAGUUCAUAGAGGGUAGCCUUCACGGCUCAGGCGACGAGCCUAAGAAUAGGCUCGACCUCGAGAACGAAGAGGACUGGGUGCUUGGCGAAGUCAACGAGCUGGCUGACAUCGUCGAUGGUGUGGAGAGACAGCUGGAAGACGGCAGACUCACUGACGUCCGCGGUGCCAUCGGGACUCUGAGAGAAGAGGAAAGCGGCGUAAGCAAGCUCCGCACGAAAAGCGCCGACGUGAGAAAGCACGUCAUGGCCCGCAAAGACCCCGAGCAGCUCGCGCAACAGCACGCCGCGCCUCUACCAAUGGAAGCGCAGACGAUGCAGUCAGAGCUGCGACAAGAAGUCUCAUCCGUACAGAAACUGCUCGCCAAAGCCGAAGAACAACUCAGCAUUCUCCGCGCCGAACUCGCCUCCAUCCCAUCUGCUCAAGGCACUGACGGCCGCAGCGGCAGCGGCGUCCCGACCGUCGAGGCUGUGGAGAAGACGAUCAGGAAGAUGACGCAGAUGGUCAUGCAGAAGAGCGGCGACAUUGAUGUGCUCGAAUCGCAGAUCCGGAAGCUCGGUGGGCCGGGUGCGCUCAAGCCAGCUGGGAAUUACGAAGACGAGCUCAUCGCGGGCAUGAAAGCGACUCGUCUAUCACGGUCUCCGUCGGCUGGGCUGAGGAGUUCGCAGCUCAGAGCGUCGGCUUAUGGAUCUCCCGCUGCUGCUAGGAGAGGCACGCCUGGGAGAGGGACGCCCGGCAGGGGGACGCCGGGCAUGAGGAGUUUUAUGGAUGUGGGGGUUGAGGAGGUUGAGGCGUUUAGGGUUAAGCGGGAGGCGAGGGGGAAGGUGUUGGAGGCUUUGAGGGGCAAGGUGGAGAGUAGGGGUGUGAGAGUUUUGAGAGUGGAAGUUGAGUAG
Messenger RNA from Saxophila tyrrhenica, 4590 nucleotides. RefSeq lists its product as uncharacterized. Gene Ontology annotation, biological process: RNA export from nucleus; protein import into nucleus. Gene Ontology annotation, cellular component: nuclear pore. Bases 1 to 4590 code for a protein of 1529 amino acids. Lineage: Eukaryota; Fungi; Ascomycota; Dothideomycetes; Mycosphaerellales; Extremaceae. Gene Ontology annotation, molecular function: structural constituent of nuclear pore; protein binding. The transcript has a single exon. The record is from RefSeq and is a predicted model, not a curated record.